Molecule: messenger RNA, 384 nt
Organism: Staurois parvus
Lineage: Eukaryota; Metazoa; Chordata; Amphibia; Anura; Ranidae
Source: the annotation of a GenBank genome assembly
CAGUAUGACAUGCAGAUGAGUGCCGUCGAUCUUAGAAUCACCGCACACUUCACUCAUUUGGGCAGUCACGGGGCCAAAACCAGAGUGUGGAGCCACAGUGUGUGGCGGUGGAGGCAGCAGCAAUGGGAGGCCAUACAGCACCCUAUGACAAAAUGGAACCCACCAGCAGUGUGAGGAGACCUGAAAGUGGCACAUGGCAGAGUGUGGCGAUGGAGACAGCGGCAAUGGGAGGCCGUACAGGGACCCAUGACACACUCUGGACCUGGCAGCAGCAUGAGGAGGCGGUACAGGGGCCCAUGGCAGAUGGCGGAGCAGAAGCAGCUUCAAUUGAAGGCCAUACACAGGCCUAGGUUAAAAAGUCCCCCAGCAGCAGCGUGGGGAGAC